Messenger RNA from Aspergillus bombycis, 975 nucleotides. RefSeq lists its product as uncharacterized. The record is from RefSeq and is a predicted model, not a curated record. The transcript is spliced from 2 exons. NCBI's taxonomy places the organism in Eukaryota, Fungi, Ascomycota, Eurotiomycetes, Eurotiales, Aspergillaceae. Bases 1 to 975 code for a protein of 324 amino acids.
AUGCAGAUCACGACAAUCACCGGUAGUGCGACCAUCACCAUAACGAUUGUUCCAUUGACAACUAUUUUUACCCCUCCUCCUGAUUGCCCAACCAGUUGGACCUUCGCACCCACAACUUCAGACAGCGUGAUGAAUGGCAUCCUGUUACAAAAUGCAUUAAGCGUUGUGAGCUCAUGUUAUCCCUCGGGCUUCAGCAAUACGGGGAGAGCUAUGGCAACACACGUUUUUAGUCCAGGAUAUUGCCCCAUAGGAUACACCUCUGCAGACGUCACCAUCAACGGGCCGACUACGACUGCAAUCUGCUGUCCCUCGAAUCACAACUAUUACAGGACCAGUAUCACUGACACCUUCCCACCACCACUGCUGGCAGGAUGUCUGAGCAGUAUGCGGUCAGCAAUAACUACCAGAGUACCUAUUGCUAUUCCAGGCAAUGAGAAAGAAACCCUUGUCAGCGGACCUUUGACAAUGUGGGCUCAGCCCCUCACAGUGAUGCUUCAAUCAACAGAUUUAAGCUUAUAUGGGGAUGGUUCUACUUCUUCAAUCGCUACCUCCACGCCUGUAGUGUCCGCCACACAGCCAGCAUUAAUGUAUUAUGACGACCCAGCAAAACCCACAGUCUUGGCACCAAACCCACCUCCCACAGCAGCAACUACCCACUGUACACAUACGACUCCAAUGAUAUCGGCAGGACCGACAGAACCAACUAAUCCAACACGCUCAACGGAGCCUGAUGCCCACGAAACCACUGCGUUGUCCUCAAGCGCCAAAGCUGGAAUUGGCAUCGGCGCUGCUGCGCUUGGAUUGGCCGUGUUUGUGAUAGCUAUUGCUUCGCGCCUAUUCCGUCGACGAAAGCGCCGCCAGGGCAAGCCGGCCCCACCAGCCACCCCUCACAGACCGGGUUCCUCCAAGAGCUUUAGGCCAUGGGCCAAAGUAAAGGAGGUACGGCGAGGGCCUCCGGCCGAGCUUGAAGCGUAA